Messenger RNA from Paralichthys olivaceus (Japanese flounder), 1672 nucleotides. NCBI's taxonomy places the organism in Eukaryota, Metazoa, Chordata, Actinopteri, Pleuronectiformes, Paralichthyidae. The record is from RefSeq and is a predicted model, not a curated record.
CCGGUUACGUUCACUCUUCACACGUCAGCUCAUUUGGAGAUUCUGCAGAGUUUCACGGAGAUGACAGCUCUGGAGAACGUCCGGUCACACACAGCAUGAUAUCAGUUUGUUUAUUGCUCUGACGUUUGUCUGUGUGAACAACAGCUCACUGCUCAGGUUCUGGAGAACAAGGACAUCGGUUUCGGGAUGGUCGACUCCCAGAGGGACGCCAAAGUCGCCAGAAAACUGGGUCUGGAGGAGGUGGGCAGUUUGUAUGUUUUCAAGGACAACCGUGUCAUUGAGUUCGAUGGCGAGCUCUCAGCAGACACACUGGUGGAGUUCCUGUUGGAUGUGUUGGAGGACCCAGUGGAAAUGAUCAACAACGCCAUGGAGCUGCGAGCCUUCGAGAGAAUGGAGGAGGACAUCCGCCUCAUCGGCUACUUUAAGGGAGAAGAUUCAUACUACAAAGCUUUCCAGGAGGCCUCGGAGCGUUUCCAGCCUUACAUCAAGUUCUUUGCUACAUUUGAUAAAUCUGUUUCCAAACAUCUCUCUCUGAAGAUGAAUGAGGUGAAUUUCUAUGAGCCGUUUAUGGAGGAGCCGGCCGUCCUGCCGGGCCGACCUCUGUCGGAGAUGGAGAUCGUGGAGUUCGUCAACCAGCACCGAAGGGCAACACUGAGGAAGCUGCGGGCGGAGAACAUGUUUGAGACGUGGGAAGACGACAUGGAUGGAAUACAUAUUGUUGCAUUUGCUGAGGAAGAAGAUCCAGAUGGUUAUGAGUUCCUGGAGAUCCUGAAAGACGUCGCCAGAGACAACACCAACAACCCAGAACUCAGCAUCGUCUGGAUCGACCCCGACGACUUUCCUCUGCUGACCACCUACUGGGAGAAAACCUUCAAGCUGGACCUUUUUCGUCCUCAAAUCGGUGUUGUCAACGUGACAGAUGCGGACAGUGUGUGGCUGGACAUGUCCAACGAUGAGGACUUGCCCACAGCGGAGGAGCUGGAGGACUGGAUAGAGGACGUCCUGUCAGGGAGGGUGAACACCGAGGACGAUGACGAGUCUGCCGAUGACCAGGAAGACUCUGACAGCUACGUCGAGGAGGACAACUACGAAAGUCACGACCAAGAUGAUGAAGAUGACGGUGAUGACUAAACUGGAAGUCCUCACACGUUAGAGACAGAUUGUUGAAAGUAGAUUAAUUAGUUAGGCUGGUAAAACAGAAUCAUACGUCAGAAGAACAUCUGUUGCCAAGUUUAUAGCAAAAGUAUUGUAGUGCCUAGAGUCUGGAGUCAAUUGUCCUCAACUUAAGAGUCAGGAUAUCAGCUUACUAACGUUUCUGUGUGACGUAGACAUGUGAAGCUGCAGAGAUGUGUGAGAAUCAAUAAAACAAGAAAACAAGGACAAGAAAAAUCACACCACCCGUCAAACCAUGUGCAGAAUCUGAAAAGAGGAUUAAGUAAAACCGGUGAAAAGGAUUCAGAGAAAGUAAAUGAUUGAAUAAAUCAAAUAAAAGGAUAAAAGGGUUUAUCUGUAAAAGGAGGUUGUUCCAGGGUUCGUAAUAAAAAGAUGCUUCACUCUGGGUCUUUGUUCUGAGGAGAGUUCUCCAGGGUUCAUGUGGUCAAAGCAAAUAUGAUCAAUAACUAAGACCAGUCAGAGCUUUAUAAACCAUUAAGAGUUGAAAUAAAUAUUCUGA